AUGUCCAGCGACGUCAUUACCAUCAAAUCGCAAACCAAAUGCUUUUCGGGUCUCGUUCUUGAAUGCACUCACACGAGUCAACUUCUCGGAUGCUCUAUGAAUGUACACAUCUUUCGUCCUCCACAAACUCUUCAAGCAGGACAAAAAGCUCCAGUCUUGUUCUUUCUUUCGGGAUUAACUUGUACCGAUACUAAUUUCAUCUUUAAGGCCGGAGCGAUGGCUUUUGCUGCUGAACAUGGAAUUGCGUUGGUGUGUCCUGAUACUUCUCCGAGAGGAGAGGAUGUGCCAAAGGGUGAUAGUUGGGAUUUUGGUCAAGGUGCAGGUUUCUAUCUCAAUGCUGUGCAAGAACCUUAUAACAAGCAUUACAAAAUGUAUGAUUAUAUUGUUCAUGAAUUGCCUUCAUUACUUAUUUCCCAUUUUGCUACUGGCGAUGAUGCAUGGCUCUUGUUGGAGAAUGAUAACAAAUUGAAACAAUCCAUUUUCGGUCACAGCAUGGGUGGUCUUGGUUCAUUGGUCAUCUACUUGAGAAAUUUGGAGUCAUAUCACAGUUGUUCAGUAUUUGCUCCAAUCAGUCACCCAAGCAAUCCUGAUUGCGCUUGGGGACAAAAGGCAUUCAAGGGCUAUUUGGGAGAUAGUGAGGAAGCACGUCAAAAUCUAUGGCCCCAAUACGAUCCAACACUUCUCAUUUCUAAGUUGCAAGUUGAGAAAUUGGAAGCAGCUGCCAAGCAAGUUGGCGUUCCUUUGACCUUGAGAAUGCAAGAAGGCUAUGACCACAGUUACUAUUUCAUUCAAACAUUUGUGAAGGAUCAUAUUGAACAUCAUGCCAAGUUCUUAAAGCAUUAA
Naegleria lovaniensis is the source of this 843-nucleotide messenger RNA. RefSeq lists its product as uncharacterized. The record is from RefSeq and is a predicted model, not a curated record. Lineage: Eukaryota; Heterolobosea; Eutetramitea; Acrasida; Naegleriidae. Gene Ontology annotation, molecular function: S-formylglutathione hydrolase activity. The transcript is spliced from 3 exons. Gene Ontology annotation, cellular component: cytosol. Gene Ontology annotation, biological process: formaldehyde catabolic process. The coding region runs from base 1 to 843 and encodes 280 amino acids.